Molecule: messenger RNA, 4313 nt
Organism: Sphaerodactylus townsendi
Lineage: Eukaryota; Metazoa; Chordata; Lepidosauria; Squamata; Sphaerodactylidae
Gene: GABPA
Product: GA binding protein transcription factor subunit alpha
Exons: 10
Coding region: 365-1732 (455 amino acids)
Biological process (GO): regulation of transcription by RNA polymerase II; cell differentiation
Cellular component (GO): nucleus
Molecular function (GO): sequence-specific DNA binding; DNA-binding transcription factor activity, RNA polymerase II-specific
Source: RefSeq, a predicted model, not a curated record
GAUUUGAUUUACGCAAAAGGUGGUUUUUUUAAGUGGGCGGCGUGCGGCGUUAGCCGCGUCUUUUCGCAAAGGAUGGUGGGACUCGUAGUUUUUGUGUCUGCGCGGGGGGAGCGUAUGUGCGCCUUUUCCCCGUCAGGGCCCCGCGCGUAGGCCUAGCUAUCCGAGCCUGAGCGCGUCCCGGGCUUUCCUACACUGACACUCUCAGGGGAGGUAUCGGGUCCUCCGGGAAGGGGAUUUUCCAAGACCGAAGGAGAGGAAAAAAAAGGAAAGGCGGCUACUGCCGCUGUGGUGGUGGUACGAGGGCCUCGCAGCGUGUUUUUCGUGGCGGAGGCCAAGGCGGGCUGCCUCUUGAAAUAUUACAGCCAUGACUAAGAGAGAAGCAGAAGAACUGAUAGAAAUAGAAAUUGAUGGAACUGAGAAACAAGAGUGUACAGAAGAAAGCAUUGUUGAGCAAACCUACACUACUGCAGAAUUUGUGAGUCAGGCAAUUGACAUCAAUGAACCAGUUGGAAAUCUUAAGAAACUGCUGGAACCAAGACUUCAGUGUUCCUUGGAGGCUCAUGAAAUCUGCCUACAGGAUAUACAGUUGGAUCCAGAUCGCAGUUUGUUUGAUCAGGGUGUCAAGACAGAUGGAACGGUUCAACUUAGUGUCCAAGUAAUAUCUAGGCAAGGAAUCGAACCCAAGUUAAAUAUCCUUGAAAUUGUAAAGCCAGUAGAAACUGUGGAGGUUGUGAUUGACCCAGAUGCCCAUCAUACUGAAACUGAAGCACACCUUGUUGAAGAAACUCAAGUGAUAACACUGGAUGGAACAAAGCACAUUACCACCAUAUCUGAUGAAACAUCUGAACAAGUAACUCGGUGGGCUGCAGCAUUAGAAGGCUACCGGAAAGAACAGGAACGCUUAGGAAUUCCCUACGAUCCAGUACAGUGGUCAACUGACCAGGUCCUACACUGGGUAGUAUGGGUAAUAAAGGAGUUUAGCAUGACAGAUAUCGACCUGAAUACUCUUAGCAUUCCUGGGAGAGAGUUGUGUAGUCUCAGUCAAGAAGACUUCUUCCAGAGGGUUCCUCGGGGAGAAAUUCUUUGGAGCCACCUGGAGCUUCUCAGAAAAUAUGUUUUGGCAAGCCAAGAACACUCUGGAGAAAUUGCAACAGUUACGAUCGACCAACCUGUGCAGAUUAUUCCAGCAUCUGUACAGCCUUCUACCCCAACCACUAUUAAAGUCAUAAACAGUAGUGCAAAGGCAGCUAAAGUACAGAGAGCACCAAGGAUUUCAGGAGAAGACAGAAGUUCACCUGGGAAUAGAACAGGAAACAAUGGUCAGAUCCAGUUAUGGCAGUUUUUGCUUGAGCUUCUGACAGACAAAGAUGCUCGGGACUGCAUUUCAUGGGUUGGAGAUGAAGGAGAGUUCAAACUAAACCAACCAGAACUUGUGGCACAGAAAUGGGGACAACGUAAAAAUAAGCCCACUAUGAACUAUGAGAAACUCAGUCGUGCUUUACGGUAUUACUAUGAUGGGGACAUGAUCUGCAAAGUACAAGGCAAGAGGUUUGUGUACAAGUUUGUUUGUGACUUGAAGACUCUUAUUGGGUAUAGUGCGGCAGAGUUAAAUCGGUUGGUCACAGAGUGUGAACAGAAAAAACUGGCAAAGAUGCAGCUCCACGGCAUUGCACAGCCAGUGACAGCAGUUGCACUGGCCACAGCAUCCCUGCAAACCGAAAAGGAGAACUGAGCACCAGACCUGGAAAGCUUGGAAGCAUGAGGCCUUUCUUGUAUAAUGAGCAGUUUCUGGUCUUAAAAUGGGAGCUACUUCUACUCCUUGGCAAUUACUUAUGAUGCAUGGUUUUUCUAUGAAGAACUGAGACUCCUAUAAAUUUUGAUCUUUUUCACUUAAAAGGCAUAUAUUUCAUGUAUGUUUAGGGCACUUCACAGUUUCUUCAACAUGAAGACAGACAUUUUGGUUGCAAGUAAUCUGGGAUUGGUAAGAAAACUGAAAAUUGGUUUGUGUCAUGUCACACACUGCUGAUAAUUUCCAAGCAUUUUAAGAAAGUGAAGCAUCUAUACAACAUAGACCAGUUAAUAUAAGGAAUUUAAUUUUCUGCAUUUCUUUGUUUUCAGAUAGCCAAAUGGAAUGUAGUAUUUCCAUAUGUAGGGCAUGCUUCUGUUAACCAUGCUAGUCAUUGCCUAAGCAUGCCAAGUUGUAAAAAAAUAAAAUAAAAUGUACUAUACUGCUUAGGCAGUUUCUCUGUUCAUUAGCAAAAGAAGUGAAAUUAAGGCAGUGCUGAAGAUCACUGCUGAGAAAGAGAUCUUACUUUUAAGUCCCACAAGGUAAAAAAAAAACACAAUUAUGAGCAUUUUGAUACAACAUGUUGAUAACAUGCACAUUUGAGGGGAAAGUGCUUAACUAUAUUGAGAGACAUUGCUAAGCAUAAUGUCUGGCACAAAAAAGGGUUUUCCACAUUUUUCCUGUUGGGCAAUUAAAAACUUGAAAUACUGUCUCUCAUCCAAAGAAUAGGUUUGGUUUUUGUUUUAAUCUACCCUGUAGAAUAUAUUAGCUGAUGCUGUUUAUACUUGCAGUGUAGUAGACUUUAAACUGAAGACUUAAGUUAAUCACAGAUAGAGACCCCUUUCUGUUGAGAAAAAAAAUGCAAACUGCAGCUAAAGUAAUAAACGAAGUAUGACUUCGCAAGCUUAAAUAGUCUUAUGUAUUAAAAUGCAGAAAAGUGCAGUUGUUUUCUUUUAAUUACUUUGUUUUCAAACUUGUUUUCUGGGUUUUUUGAAAAUAAAAUAGUGGGUGUUCAGAGAAAAUGAAACAGUUCAGUAAUGAGAUACAUUUUAAAACAUAAUACCUAGCAAAUCUGGAGAUACUAAUAAUAGUGCUUUGUUAGAUUGCUUUUUCUCUGUCAAAAUCUUUUAAAUUCCACAUAAAGCCUAAAAGGCAUCCUUUGGGCUUCUUAUCUUCCCUUUCAUUUUUGUGAUAUAAAUAUUAUGUUCUAAAUGUAGGCUUUUCACUGAAUCAUCAUAAUGAAAAGAACAAACCUGUUGGGAUGAAUUGAGGCUUCUCUUAACAAUUAAUAAAAAUGUGGAAGUUAAACAGAAGAGCCUUUGUCCUUAUGAGUGCUCUAAAGUCCAAAAGAGUAAUAAGCACUAAAUAUAAAACAUGGCUUAGGGUAUAUCAGGCAACAAUUAACAGUAAAGAAUCUAAGGCUUCUGCCAGUUUCCAAGGUGCACCUAUAGUUGUUUAUCUUCAGAAUAUUAAGAAAUAUUAAAUACCAUAUAGGCAAUAUUAGAUUUUACAUUAUGAAUGAGAAUCCUGAGCCCACUAAUACAGUUAAGUCCCUUGACUCUGGUAGGUAAAACUUUCUAUAUUGAAUAGAAUUCAGGCUUCCAGGUUAAUCUUCACUAGUUCUCUGUGCUAUCCCUAAAACUGUAAGAAUUUUUUUUGUUCAAGCUUGAAGGAUAAUAAUGACAAGACAUAAGCCUGCUUUAAUUGUAUAGCAAGAGUUGUAACUCUUCAAUGCAUAGCAAGGGUAUUGGCAUAAAGCAAAGGAGUUAACUGUGUGCCUGAAAAUAUGAACUCCAGAAUUGUUUAUGCAACACUAUGGAAAAUGAGUAGGUUCAUUGAAAAGAGGCAUAACUUAUAUUACUGGUUCAGCUCUUUAAAAUGUAUUUGAAGUGUUCCGAACAUUGACUAUUUUUAUUUGUAAAAGAGGUGGCCUGUUAAUAUUGAGGCAGGUUAGACUGGCCACAAAUACUUGUAUUAAGUGCUACACUAGAGAUGCACUCAGCUAUGCACAUAAUAUAGAUAAGCCAUAUUAGGAAACAUGGCAUAUGGCCUUUCUUUUAUAUACAUUGGAUUUGUUUUUUAAACUUUAGAUUUUCAUGAUUUCCUUUAUAAGUUGGCUGCACUUCUUGCAAUGUUUUUUUUCCCAUUUAUAGAGUCCUAAUGUGCUUUCAGAACAGUGUAUACUUGUCAGGUUUCUUGUGGGGACAAUCUGUGACUAAUUUGAGAUCUUCAGUAGGAGGUAUGGAUUAUUGUAUAUUGGUGGCAUUGUGUGACUGUCAGAAGAAAAAUAUAGACAAUAUAUUCCCAAUUUUUUUGUAAGAUGGAGGGGUUUUGCAUACAUUUGUACUCUUUAUGGACACAUACUCUGCUAAUUAUGUAUUUCUUUUGUGUUGAAUUUUUUGGUAAUUUUACACGAAACAAUUAUUUUCUAUUUUUACUCUAAAAUAUUUGUGCAUAAAAUUGUCAAUAUAGUAAAGUAAGAAAAUAAAUUUUACAUAGCAGAAAGUCUGGACUUUGAUAUUUUGAA